Chroicocephalus ridibundus (black-headed gull) is the source of this 6230-nucleotide messenger RNA. RefSeq names its product Zic family member 4 (gene ZIC4). The record is from RefSeq and is a predicted model, not a curated record. Gene Ontology annotation, cellular component: nucleus. Bases 2169 to 3422 code for a protein of 417 amino acids. Lineage: Eukaryota; Metazoa; Chordata; Aves; Charadriiformes; Laridae. The transcript is spliced from 5 exons. Gene Ontology annotation, molecular function: DNA-binding transcription factor activity, RNA polymerase II-specific; RNA polymerase II cis-regulatory region sequence-specific DNA binding. Gene Ontology annotation, biological process: regulation of transcription by RNA polymerase II.
AAAAUCUUUCCAGCGCAUCUUUUUGUGUGUAUGUGUGCUAAGGCAAAGCAAAGCAAAAAAAAAAAAAAAAAAAUCUUUGAUUAUUAUUAGGGUUAUUUUCUCCCUCUGUCUAUCCCUUUCUCUCUUUCCAGCACUUCUGAUAAUGAUGGUAAAGAUGAUUUCUUGGUGAUCCUGAAUUUUUUGAGAUCACCGAGCAACUUUUUAGGCUUUGAGAAGAGAAGUCCUGUAGGGACUCACUACUUUUGAAGUUGUUGCUUUCCGCUUGUUUAAAACUGAAGCUCUCCGAGAGUAGGUGCUGGGUGCAUUUGAUUUUAUUUUUAAACACCAGGCGUGAUUUCUCUGGGUAGCUGACUCUAUCCCUCCAUCAGGUUUCUGAAAUAAAUCUUGUUUUCUGCACCCAUCAAAACGCAGGUGGGUGAGAACUCUUAACUUUCUACUUUUGUUGUUGUUGUUUCGCCUCUUUUUUGUUAUUUUCUUUCUCCUUUCUCUCUCGCUCUCCCUUUCUCUCGCUCUCUCUUUUUUACGGGGUCUCUUUCAUUCAGGUAAAACUGUAAAUUUCCCAAACCUACAUUGUUUCUCCCCCUGCUGCAUGAAACUCCUGGAUACUUCCCCCUCCACCCUUUUUUUUUUUUUUGGUAAAAAUUUAUUUAAAAUCCUCGAUAGGAGCAAUGUAAAUUUUCUGACAUUCAAACCUUUUCUAGUUCACAAAUCAGUCACCCUUGUCACAGUUAUUGAAAUUCCUCAACUUGCCACACCAGGACGGUGGAAAAAGCAGGCGGUGUCUUUGUUGCUGACCAGGCUUUUGAUCGCCAGAGAAAAUUUACUUACCUUCAGAUGAGUGAGCAGAAAAAGAAAUAACACUCCCUUUGAUUUAGUUAGAAAAAUGCAGACAUUUGGAUUCAGUGCAAACAUACAACACUUGGUUGUUUUCUAGAUGCAACCCUCGAUUAACCUGUCUUUCCCCAGCUCAAAGUCUAUUGAAAAACUGCGGAUAGUUCUUUUUUGUUCUCGCUACAAAGAGCCAUUGACUAUAUAUUAAAAUGAUUGUUGAAAGGUAUAAGUAUGGUGUUUAAAAGCAGAAAACCUUUGUGGCUUAAUCAAUUAAGCUGAGCAACAUUUGUACAAUAUUUUAAACGAUGCUUCGGCACUAAAAAAAAAAAAUGAUCUCGUGAAACUUUAAAAUAUAGACGUCUUUGUGUGCGUAUGCAUAUACACACUUACGUAUGUGCCCAUGUGUGUGUGCACAUAUAUAAAACUGGCAAAUUAUUUAUUUACUCAGUCGCCUGCAUAUUCAUUAGCUCUAAUUAUUUUCUAGUAACGAAAACACCAAAAGCUCGCUAAGAGUCGGACUCCUUCCAUUUCGCCUUUGUUCAGCCCUUCACUUGCCCCCUUCGCAGCUCAAUCCGAGCCCCUCCAAUUCCUAGUGCCAAACAAAGAAACUUUAAACUCAUCCCCUCUAAUUAAAGGCGCUGGUAAGCAAUCCGCAGCGCAGGUAGUGAGGAAUCAGAGCAGCAGCGCUGCUGCGCGAACACUUCUCGGGUGAGAACUGCCUCAUUUCGAGAGGUAUAAAAAUGGCCAUUGCGCCUAGAAAAAACAAACAAACAAACAAACAACAAAUAAACUUUGAUACGCUUUGAAGGAAUGUUCGCUGCAGUUUAUCUGCAGAUGCAGUUUGCCUGUGCUUGGUGCACGGAGAUCGCUUUCAAAGCAGAUGUAUUAUGUAAUUUCCCUUGGAUCUUGGGAGGCUUUACCGUUUGGGUUUUUUUUUUUUUUUUCCCCGGAAUAAUACUGGGCUGAAUCUACACGUUUGCAUUUAUUCUGCCAAAUCCAUUCGAAGGAAUUGCAAUAGCUUAUAGCAACAGGUAUACCCGCUCUAGGAGAGCGCCUGUGUGUGGACGUGGUCUUUAGGCGGGGGUUACAUUACUUUUGUGUUUGGUGCUAAAAUUGAGCAAAGGACAGAGUUGUCAGUGUUAAUGUGAAGUCUUGAGUGCGAUGGCAUUAGGAGAUUCAGAAAGUUAGGUAGUCCAGUGCUAGCCUGCCUCCCAGUGCAGGGGGAACCCAAUGAUCAUUCCAGGUCGGUGCAAAAUAUACGAGAAGGCAGACGAGAGGGUAUUUUUAGGAAGCGUAUCUAAAUAUACAGUGUAAGAGUGAAUGUAAAAAAAAAAAAAAUGUUGUGGGUUGUAGAAGUUAUCAAGUGGGAUUUGCGGCGCGCUCUCUGCAGGAAACGAAAGCUGCUCCAGUUCAAAGCCACAUGCACCAACGUGACAUAUAAGCCAUUAAAAUAUCAUCCUGACGGCUCAUUUCUGCUUCAUCAUACAUUCCCUAACUGCUUCCAGAAAGCAAGAAAAGAAGAAAUGAAGGAUGACCGCCUCGAUGGAAGCGCCAAAGAGGUGGAACAAAGUCAGGAAAUGAGGCACAAGACUCCCCUUGUAAUGAGGAAAAGAAAACGACUUUACAGAAACAUCCUGGAAAAGUCAAGUAGCUACCCCGGACACCAUGGUCACCACCACCACCACUCAGAAGCUGGGAAUCCCUCUCUGUUCACUGGACUCCAUGAGCAGCCUCCCCAUGCAGCUCCAGGUGGCCAUCUAAACGGACAGAUAAGACUGGGGUUACCUGGAGAAAUGUACGCCAGGUCUGAACAUUUCACUCAAGUACCAGCCUCCAGGACAGAUCCUUUUGCUGCUUCUUCGCUUCAUAGCUACGGUGGCAUGAAUCUGAACGUGAAUCUGGCUCCACACCACGGCCCGGGUGCCUUCUUUCGUUACAUGAGGCAGCCCAUCAAACAGGAACUCAUCUGUAAGUGGAUUGAGUUGGACCAGACUCCCAAAAAAUUAUGCUCGAAAACUUUCAGCACGAUGCACGAGCUGGUGACUCAUGUCACGGUGGAGCACGUUGGAGGACCCGAGCAGUCCAAUCACAUAUGUUUCUGGGAAGAGUGUCCAAGAGAAGGGAAACCUUUCAAGGCCAAAUAUAAACUUGUAAAUCACAUCAGAGUCCACACAGGUGAAAAGCCUUUCCCCUGCCCUUUCCCAGGCUGUGGCAAAGUGUUUGCCAGAUCAGAGAAUCUCAAAAUACACAAAAGAACUCAUACAGGGGAGAAGCCGUUCAAAUGUGAAUUCGAGGGCUGUGACAGACGCUUCGCCAACAGCAGCGACAGGAAGAAGCACUCGCACGUCCACACCAGCGACAAGCCCUACAACUGCAAAGUGAGAGGCUGCGACAAGUCUUACACCCACCCCAGCUCCCUGAGAAAACACAUGAAAGUGCACUGCAAAUCCCCUCCUCCCAGCUCCGGCUACGAGUCCUCCACGCCCUCCUUGGUGUCCCCCUCCUCGGACUCCGGCCGGGAGCCCCCCGCCUCCUCUUCCCACGCCGAGCCCUCCGCGCCCGCGCAGCCCGCCGCCAACCUGAGCGAAUGAUGUCUACCCCGUUGCUCUCAAGGUAAUCUAGACAGACGCAGCUGAAAGCCUGAAUCUUAUGCCUUAGACAUCAAAGCAAGCUCGCACAAAGAAGUAUUUCUUCACAACGGUGAAUCUUCAUGGUAAGUUAGGAUUUCUAUGGCAAUAGGCAAGUCAUACUUAAAUAGUGAAAGGCGAAGUCUGGAGCCCGUCCAGUCUUUUCAUUAAGGACAUAAUAUUUACGUCUAACAGGCCCUUUUUCUUGUGUAUACAAGUAUAUAUUUUUGUUUGACACGAACUAAAUCAUUUUCAUUUAAUUUCCGGUAAACAAAACCCACGCGAACAGGGCACUUGUUCCAGACCAUAAUAAAAAUGGAUAAGACUGUCAGGAAGAAAAGGCCCGCUUGAACCGCCGCCUCAGCUCACUUUUGUUUCUGCUUUCUGCCGGGAUCAGAGAAUGCGUUUGGGAUUUGAGGGCGAGUUUCUAAAGGCAAGGAAAUGGUUUUUAAGGGGGGAAAAGAAAAGGAGAAAGGUCUAAUCAAGCUCGGGUUGUUCAAAGGGCCUGAUUUUGGGGUUGAAAGUGUGAGUUUUAUGGUGCAUCAGCAUGCCACGUUAGGAUCGCUAUGGUAAUGAGGAGAGCAAUAGCAAGCGGCCUUCAAAGGAGGCACACUCCAUUUGAGACAGUCUAUUAAGAUACAUUUGCACUGACCUUUGGUUUCAUGCUAGCUUAAUACACUCAAUCUGCUCCCCGCUAGAGAUAGACUUCCUCCACCUAAUGCACUUCGGUGGAGUUGGGGUUUGCUGGGCUUCGCCCUCCCCCCGAGGCGGGCUCCGCUCCGACGCCGUGGCCCCGCUCUCCUGCUCCCCAAAGUAAGCGGUUACCAGCUAGGCUCGGGGGCGAGCUCCAGUCCCCCCUCCCCAGCAUCUCCCACCAGCUUGUCGCAGCCAAACCCGGCCGCAAAACCCGAGGAGUGCUUCCCUCUCCUGCCCCCCACCCCUCGCAGGGGAAGACAGGACGGGGAUCGAAGGAUCCCCCCGCCCUGCUUGGGCUGCCUCGGCCCCAGGGAGCCGGUGUGCCGGUGGAAGUCCCCCCCGGAGCCGGGAAAGCGGGGCGAGGGCCGGGGGGAGCUGCCGUGUCCCCCUUCCCAGCCCGCCCUGGCCGGCCGGCGCUGCGCGGCGGCGAGCGGAGGCUCCGCGGUGCGGGGGAACUUGACACCCGCACGGCCGGGGCCAUGGGCGCUGGGCCAUGGGCCCGGGAAAGUUAGAAGUCCAUGUUCCAGUAAUUGUCUUGUUGUUUAUUUUAUCCAAGUACCCUAGUGAAUAGGGGAAAAAUAAACACGAUGAAAAAAAAUUCAAACAGUUGAGUCGUCUUUAGUGCCAGCCCUUGUGGUUGAAUAAAAAGGAUGGUCCAAUUUCUAUUGAGCUGAGAAAUCUUUGAAGUGGGAGUUAUUAUCUGAGAAAUUCCUGCUCGUCGUCCUAACAACGCUGAUGAAACGUAAAAGGUUCUUUGUCAGCGAUUUGUUCUCCUCUCUGUCAAACUCACCCUGCCCGUUAGCUUUAAACCGUUUCUAAAGAGAUAAAAUCAAACUUUUAAAGAUAACUUUAGGGGCCCAGAGGGUGCAGAAAAUACCAAACUAUCGAAUCCUGUGUAUAGACAUACAUCUGGAUGUAUGUGGCUGUGUCUGUGUGAAACUCUGUCUGUGUACAGCUCUCCAUAGAUGUCUGUAUGACCUUACUGUUCGAAAGUUGAAAUGAUGUCCAUUUUUUUUUCCAUUUUAUCCUCUGAACUUUUCCGUCUAAUAAAUUAUUCCUACACAUAUGCUGCACAGAAUGCGAUUCUUGGGAGAAGGCAGAAAUGUUGGGUUUCAUUAACACCAGUAUGUGACCAACAAACGUUUUCUUUCCAGUAGAGUGAAAGCAAGAGCGUAGACAUAAGAGUAAAGGCUUUGAUCAUUUUAACAGUCCGAAUACCUAUUAAGCAUGUAUAUACUGCAAUGUAUCGAAGUUGUUAACGCAUUCAACGCGAUGGCUUCCAUAUGCUCUCAUGUUUUAUUGCCCGUAAGUGUAAAGAUAGUCAAACUGCAUCCCUUUUGUAUCUUCAUUUUAUAAACAUCACGGUGUAUACUGAAAUGAUUCCAUGGUCAAGGAUUACUUAGUAGUUUCUCAUUGGAGAUCAUUAAAUUCUCUGUUCGUAACACGAAUUCCUUGAAGUUGUAACACAUGAGUGUACUUCUGUUUUAGUUGCUACAGAAUGAUCUGAGCCCAAUCCUGCCAUUCUAAGCACCCCCAUUAAUUUAAUGGGAGUUUACCUGAGUAAAGACCGAAUCAGACUUCAGUGGAGUGGGUAUUAUUACUAUCAUUAUUAUUGUUAUUAUUAUUAAUCCUGGAUCUUGUCAUAUUUAUGGGAAAACCUAGCACAUCCCUUGUGUACUGUACAGAGAAGAAACGCCUCUGAAAAAUGUAGCUCGCAAAAAAACAUUUACAAUGUUGAUAUGCUGUAUUUCUUUCCAGACUUCUUAUAUUCCAUAUUUUCCUUCAGCACAUGUUUGGUAAUGAAGGAACGUUCUGUUGUGUGUUUGAACAUACUAUUUAUUUUUAAUAUUUGGAUUUUUUUACAAUAAAUAUUUAUAAACGUUUCAAUUCUAUGGUUAUUUUUACAAAUGUGCACUUUUAAAAUAUGUGUCUGUACUGAUGAUACCGAGCCAUUCCUAAAACACUGUGUAGUCAACCUUGUCUUUCUGUUGGUUUUUAUAUUAGUUGUAAACAAAUUUCCUCAAACCGGUGUACUAUUAAUGUGGUGUACAACCAAGUACUAAUGCGUGUUUUUUA